Clonostachys solani is the source of this 1248-nucleotide messenger RNA. The record is from the annotation of a GenBank genome assembly. NCBI's taxonomy places the organism in Eukaryota, Fungi, Ascomycota, Sordariomycetes, Hypocreales, Bionectriaceae.
AUGCUCCAUGGACGAGCUAAAUCGAAGAGUGUCAUGACCGGUUACCAAAACACCGAAUUUCGGGGAGAAUUCACGCUCGUUAACAGUCCAAAAACUGCGAAGACUUUGUUCAAGGGGCCCAUUCAUAUUGCAGCUGAUGGCGGAACACAAGAUAAAUGGCCUUUCUCUGUCUCCAUACCGACUCAUGUUGAGAUUGGAGGAGGCAGAUACUACACGGAGAGCUUCCUAUCGAUUGAACCCUCAUCAGUCGCAAAGGAUAAACUGCCUCCUAGUUUCGAGGUAGGAUGGAAAGGCGAAUCUGACGAAGCCUUUGUGGAGUAUUAUCUCGAAGCUGGCUUGAGGCUAGACGCGAAAGGUUCCAGGGGAACCUACACUGCUGUCAAGCCAGUACGGAUCGUACGUUUCAAUCCGGGAUUGUCUAUUACAAGCAAUAACCUGAAAAGGCAUGAUUCAGAGUUGACCGUCUCUUCCUUCCAUCUCGAGCCCAGCCUGAAGAAUGCCAAGCUAUCCAGAUCCCAGAAGAUGAAGAAGGUGUUCGGCACUCCUUCAGUUCCGUCAUUGACUUUCAAGCUGGAGGUUGGUGCACCCACUGUUAUCCAAGCAGAUGAUCCGAACCCUUUUCAAUUUUCCCUGAGGGCUGUUCCUCAAUGGGACCAAUCCACCAAGAGCCUGCGUGACGUGCCGCAGGCGCUGCAGCUUACGAACCUGAACAUCAAUAUUUGGACCAUUGUGGAGGUGAAAACUGAACGGCGGCGGCCAGUGGGAAACGGCGAAAAUGGUUGGAGAUUUGCCACCAGCCUGGACACAAACACAGCUCUCAAAUCGCUCUCCUCUCCCAUUGAAUUACAAUGCACCAAUGACAGCCCCACGAUCGACGUCGGCAAAAUUUUCAAGCUUGGGAUCCCGCUCUACAUAAACCCUCCACCAGGGAGCGUAUGGGAUGAGUUUGUGCGACCCGGCAUUGUUACGUACAAUAUCAAGAUAACCCACCAGCUCAGAUGGGAAAUGGAGUUCAAAAUCGCUGGAGAUAUUGCAAAGGUCGAUGGCAAAGGGGAUCUCGAGGUUCUGUGGCCUCCACGUGCAUCUUUUGUGCGCCAUCCAGUUGGAAUUCCAGCGGGUAGUAGCGAUCAAUCUUGGGUUGCACCUCCCGCUGAGGACGAGAAUCCCCCGACCUUUAGGGAAGUGCAAGAGGAGGAUCUACAGGCAGGGAGAGAGCCAUGCGAUGAGGAGAGAAAUGAGCACCUGUGA